This is a messenger RNA of Trachymyrmex septentrionalis, 1491 nucleotides long. It is a transcript of the gene Rpt2, whose product is annotated as 26S protease regulatory subunit 4. The transcript has 5 exons. Gene Ontology annotation, cellular component: proteasome regulatory particle, base subcomplex. Gene Ontology annotation, molecular function: proteasome-activating activity; ATP binding; ATP hydrolysis activity. The coding region runs from base 97 to 1419 and encodes 440 amino acids. The record is from RefSeq and is a predicted model, not a curated record. Lineage: Eukaryota; Metazoa; Arthropoda; Insecta; Hymenoptera; Formicidae. Gene Ontology annotation, biological process: proteasome-mediated ubiquitin-dependent protein catabolic process.
CUUAUCGACUGUGCACAAUCGAAUUGCUAGCGAAUGACUCCGCCGUUUCGAAGAGCAGCAGGCACAGAGAAGUCAGAUUGAGUGUCGUAAGGAAAGAUGGGUCAGAAUCAAUCUGGAACUGGUGGCAGUGGAGGAGACAAGAAGGAUGACAAGGAUAAGAAGAAGAAGUAUGAGCCGCCGAUUCCUACGAGAGUGGGUAAAAAAAAGAGGCGUACUAAGGGGCCGGAUGCAGCUCUGAAAUUGCCACAAGUGACUCCUCACACGCGUUGUAGACUGAAAUUGUUAAAAAUGGAGCGCAUAAAGGAUUAUCUACUGAUGGAGGAGGAGUUUAUUAGGAAUCAGGAGCGCCUGAAGCCGCAGGAGGAAAAGAAUGAGGAAGAGAGAUCGAAAGUGGACGAUCUUCGUGGUACACCAAUGUCCGUUGGAACAUUGGAAGAAAUAAUUGAUGACAAUCAUGCGAUAGUGUCUACCUCGGUUGGCUCCGAGCAUUACGUAUCCAUCUUGUCAUUUGUGGACAAAGAUCAAUUGGAACCUGGUUGUUCUGUAUUGUUAAAUCAUAAAGUUCACGCUGUUGUUGGCGUUUUAGGAGAUGAUACAGAUCCUAUGGUUACAGUGAUGAAACUUGAAAAAGCUCCUCAGGAGACCUACACUGAUAUCGGAGGUCUUGAUACUCAAAUUCAGGAGAUUAAGGAAUCCGUAGAAUUACCAUUAACUCAUCCAGAAUAUUAUGAGGAAAUGGGUAUUAAACCUCCGAAAGGUGUGAUACUUUAUGGACCACCUGGCACAGGGAAGACACUGCUUGCCAAGGCUGUGGCUAAUCAAACAUCGGCUACAUUUUUGAGGGUUGUUGGUUCUGAACUUAUACAGAAAUAUUUAGGGGAUGGUCCAAAGCUUGUAAGAGAGCUUUUCAGAGUUGCCGAGGAGCAUGCUCCUUCUAUUGUCUUUAUAGAUGAAAUAGAUGCGGUAGGCACGAAAAGAUACGACAGCAAUAGUGGAGGCGAAAGAGAGAUUCAAAGAACUAUGUUGGAAUUGCUUAAUCAAUUGGACGGUUUUGAUAGUAGAGGCGAUGUGAAAGUGGUUAUGGCUACUAACAGAAUAGAGACCUUAGAUCCUGCUUUAAUUAGACCGGGUCGAAUCGAUAGGAAAAUAGAAUUCCCGCUGCCAGAUGAGAAGACUAAAAGAAGAAUCUUCAAUAUUCACACAAGCAGAAUGACUUUGGCGCCUGACGUGAAUCUUGCGGAAUUAAUUAUGGCAAAGGAUGAUCUUUCUGGUGCGGACAUCAAGGCAAUAUGUACCGAGGCUGGUUUAAUGGCUCUACGUGAACGACGUAUGAAGGUUACCAGCGACGAUUUUAAGAAAUCCAAGGAAAGUGUGUUAUAUCGGAAGAAGGAAGGUUCUCCCGAGGGAUUAUAUUUAUAAAAAAAAAAUUCAUUAUCACUUAUCUCUGUAUUGAAUCGCGAAACUGUUCGAGUGUCUCAAUAAAAAUUUCUA